This is a messenger RNA of Rhincodon typus (whale shark), 1972 nucleotides long. RefSeq names its product leucine carboxyl methyltransferase 2 (gene lcmt2). The transcript is spliced from 13 exons. Gene Ontology annotation, molecular function: tRNA methyltransferase activity; protein binding. Gene Ontology annotation, biological process: tRNA methylation; wybutosine biosynthetic process. NCBI's taxonomy places the organism in Eukaryota, Metazoa, Chordata, Chondrichthyes, Orectolobiformes, Rhincodontidae. Bases 37 to 1893 code for a protein of 618 amino acids. The record is from RefSeq and is a predicted model, not a curated record.
GGUACAAAUGACAGCAGUAUUGUUAGCAAGUGUUCAAUGGCCAGUUUAGGCUACUUCAAUGAUGGCUUCCUGAAGGGAUUUGCAAAUAAAACCACCAGAAGAGCUCCACUUAUCAAUCGUGGUUACUACGUGAGGGCAAAGGCAGUGGAUUAUAGUCUGCAUUGUUUCUUGCAAAAGACAGCCAGUUACUCACAGAGACAGAUCCUUUCACUUGGAGCUGGGUUUGAUUCCUUAUACUUUCGGCUAAAGGCAAGUGGGGAGCUGGAAAAUGUCAUUGUGUAUGAGGUGGAUUUUCCAGAUGUUGUUCAGCGCAAAGCCACUCUGAUUAAAAACAAGCAAGAAUUCAUGGAGCUCGUAGGCUGCAUGAAUGAAAUUAAACCAGCCCAAAUGGAUAAUUUGUAUCUUUGUGGUUUGGAUUACAAAUUGCUUGGCAUUGACAUGACUGAAAUAGUGGAGUUAGAUAACCUACUGAUGGAGACUGGCCUAAAUCCUGCUUGUCCGACCCUGUUGCUAUCAGAAGUUGUAUUGACGUAUAUGAGAGAUGCAAGUUCUUCAGCUGUAAUCCAUUGGGCAGCAAACCGAUUUUCGUCAGCAAUAUUUGUUGUCUACGAACAAAUACGACCAGAUGAUCCCUUUGGUCAGGUUAUGCAACAACAUUUUACACAGUUGAACUCCACUCUGCAUGCACUUAUUCAGUUUCCUGGAAAGGAAGCUCAACGGAAACGUUUUUUAAGUGAGGGUUGGGAGGAAUGUCAUUGUAUUGACAUGAACGAGUUUUACACUGGAUUUAUUCCAGAACAGGAGAAACGAAGGAUUGAAAUGUUAGAACCCUUUGACGAGUAUGAGGAAUGGCAUUUGAAGUGUUCUCACUAUUUAAUUCUGAGUGCAUCAAAGGGAGACCUGAAAACAUGUCUGUUGUUCCAUCCUCCUCCAGAUUUCCAUGCCAAUAAACUAGAUACUUUUGAUCCACUGUGGAUCUCUGUAUCUCCAUGUGAGAUUGAAUCAGAGAAUCCUCUUUUAAGGAGAUUUGCCCAUUGUUCGUCACUUAUUGCCCCAAAUAUAGUCCUUAUCAGUGGAGGAUUUGGCAGCAGAGUUGGCCAACAUGGACGCCUCAGGGGUGCAACACUAAUGAUUAAAAGUGGACCAGUUUGGAAAUGUAGCUUUGUUAACAAUGAGGGAUCAAUCCAUCUAUUGACUGAACGAAUGUUUCACAGCAUGACGUCUUUUUGUGACAGUUGCUGUGUAAUCUUUGGUGGCCGCACGUCUCCACUAAAGCCAGUCACCAGUCUCCUUUUGUUGAAAUGUGAAGUUGGCGAUGGUACCAUCUCCAGCAUCAGCUUGUCAGUAAAAGAGAUAGAAUGCAUUGGCACUGCACCAUCACCACGCUGGCGACACACAGCAACAGAAGUGAUUUAUAAAGGUCAGAGAUAUCUGUUCAUUUAUGGUGGUCGCUCUCCCAAAGAAAUGGUGCUAAAUGAUUGGCAUUUCCUGAACCUGGAAGACUAUAGCUGGGCAGAUAUUCCAGUUACUGGGCCUACUCCAGAAAGUCGCCAUUCCCACAGUGCCUGUUCAUGGAAAGCUGGUGUACUGAUUGCUGGAGGAUUAGGGGCAACACAGAUCCCUUUAGCAUCUGUCUUCCAUCUUAGACCAACCCAGUCUGGAUUUUUUUGGAAUAGGAUAGAAGUAACAGAUUCUUUCAUUCCACGAUACUCUCACACAGCCCAUAUUCUUGAUGAUAAACUUUUUUUACUGGGAGGAGUGACAAUCUACUCUGAUUCAAUCCCUGAAGUAACUCUUAUUGACCUAAAGACAGGACAAAGUCUUGAUUACCACAUUAACACAUCAACCUGUUCAACGAUGUUACUAAACACAUCUGGAGCAGAUGGAGGUUGAACCUCUCCCCCACCCUGCCAACCCCUGGUCCAAGGUGUGGACACUCCCACUGUGCCACAGGAGGGUCCUUUUGUUAUAG